Messenger RNA from Plasmodium cynomolgi strain B, 939 nucleotides. RefSeq lists its product as hypothetical. Lineage: Eukaryota; Apicomplexa; Aconoidasida; Haemosporida; Plasmodiidae. The record is from RefSeq and is a predicted model, not a curated record. Bases 1 to 939 code for a protein of 312 amino acids. The transcript is spliced from 7 exons.
AUGAUUUCAUCAAGCAAAAUAGCAUACGAAUAUGUUAGUUGCACAAAGGGGCGCACCUUUAUAGUAUACUCAAAGAACUUACCAUCGAAUGGGAGCACGACAUGUAACAGCUCCACGUGCUCUUUACACCGAGAUACCAAUUCCACUAGCAACCAUGAAAAGGCAAUCGUGCUUCUUCUGCACGGGUUAAAUGGGGGCACUCACCAGUACGAGAAGUUGAUGAAUUCUUUGGUUCACGUUAACCACGCGUUUAUAUCGCUAGACUUCUACGGCCACGGAAAUAGCGUCCUUUCGCAGAACCUGAACAAAUUUACAGAGCGCUUAUACACAGAACAAAUUUAUGACGUUUUAAGGAACAAAAAUAUUUUAGAUGCAACCUUCAUUAUUGUCGCCUUUUCCAUGGGGUGUAUCAUAGCUACACACCUAUCUGCAGAGAAUAAAAUACACAUAAAGAAACUCUGCUUAAUCAGUGCGGCGGGACUGGCCAAACCGAGGCACCGAUUCUUAAUCUUCCUGCUAAAGUACAACAUACGUAUUUGCCUGAGACUGGCGAAGAAGUACAGCCAUUUGAUGAUCUCCGAGGACUCGAAUGAAUAUUACAACUUUGAGAAUAACGUAGAAGAUGCGAUGAAACGGUACUCAGUACUCCGAGAAAAUCAUGAAAAGUUCAUUGAGACAUUUCUAAAGGUACUGACCGGAAUAAAAAUCCAAGAUUCGAAGAAGCACUACUCUGCUUUGUUAAAAACGAACGUGGACAUCCUUUUCAUCUACGGAAAGGAAGAUAAACUGACUCCCUACUCUUACACCGUAAAAUUUUUGGAAAAAAAAAAGAAAUAUGUACAGAAUGUGAAAAUGAUUAUUUUACCCGAAUGUUGUCACCUCGUUAUACAUGAGAAGUACGGUGAGUUGAUUCAGCACUUGCUCUACUUUUUGCAGUGA